Messenger RNA from Pomacea canaliculata, 2495 nucleotides. RefSeq lists its product as uncharacterized. Gene Ontology annotation, molecular function: NAD binding. Lineage: Eukaryota; Metazoa; Mollusca; Gastropoda; Architaenioglossa; Ampullariidae. The transcript has 12 exons. Bases 425 to 1441 code for a protein of 338 amino acids. The record is from RefSeq and is a predicted model, not a curated record.
AAAGACAGGUACUAGGCGUGAGGCAGGAGAAGACGACAUAAUACAAGGGCUUGUAAAAUGCCCUAAAAUAUAUAAUUUUUUUUUUUACUCACAGUACCUUGACAUGAGUCAAAGAUUUUUUUUUCACUUUAGUAAAAUUGAAAGAAAUUCCGGAACUGAUAGUAUUCGCUUUGGGGUGUAAAUCCAUGUGUGUGCUGUGCGUUGGGUUAUUUUUAUUUAUUUAAAGGGAGGUAAUUCCACUGGCGGCAGUUGGGAUCAGCGUUCGUCAGCAGUCGAUCUGAAGUCAGUGAUCAGUCGGCUAUUUCCCGCAGAGAAUUACAUUUACUGGUAUUUUCAUCCUGCUCUGUAAAUCAGCACGUGUUUGAGAGAUUUUAACUGCUGAAAGUACAGAGAAAUAAGCUGGUCUCGGUAAAGUAUCCGAAGUAUGACUUCAUCAACGCCUGUGAUACACAUUGUGGAGCCGGGACACAGCUGCUUCACUGAGAUUUUUCGAAAGCUCGCACCGGAGUUAAAAAUCAGACCAAUUCCACUUCAAGAUAUCUUUUCCAUCUGCAAACCUGAAGACCUUGGAAAUCCAGAAGAGAUUGAAGUACUGGUAUGCUUUCCGGUAUUUUUACUAGGGCUGGCUAAAGCUGGAAUUCAUCUGCCUAAUCUACGCUGGCUGCACACCCUGGCAGCAGGGUUAGACAAGCUGAAGAGAUAUCUGGAAGUAUCUAAAUCAGAUUCCCGCUUUGUCUUGACCUGGGCGCCACACAUCAACGCAGCGGCUGUUGCUGAGUACGUCAUUGGCCAGAUCCUCUGCUCCAGACGACAUUUCAUCGAGUUCUAUGACCAGCAGCGGGCGGCAGUGUGGAACAGAAGAAGCAGCCAGACUGAGUCCUUGAGUGGGGCCACAGUAGUCGUGCUGGGAGUGGGAAACAUUGGUUUGCGUGUUGCAAGACUAUGCAAGGCGUUUGAGAUGACUGUGCAUGGUGUCACCCGCUCAGCAGUGACAAGUGGACAGGGGUCGCCACAUGUCAACGUGUACUGGACUUCUGAGGAGAUGGAGAUGGCUCUGGCCGAAGCAGAUGUCAUUGUGAGCUGUCUCCCUUCCAGCCAACAGACAGUCAGUCUGUUGGAUAACGACAGGUUACAGGUGUGCAAAGAAAAGAAGCCAGUUUUCAUUAAUGUUGGAAGAGGCGAUUUGAUAUCUGAAGAAUCUGUGAUCAAAGCAAUAAGAUCGAGAUGGAUCUCCAAGGCGGUUCUCGAUGUUUUUUCUGUCGAGCCUCUACCCGCCGACAGUCCGCUGUGGAAAGAGCCAAAUGUUAUAAUCACACCACAUGUAGCCAUGGAUUGCAACACCCAUACGAAAUCGCAGAUCGUGAGGCACUUCUUGGACAACUACAAGCGCUUCGUGAACAAUGAGCCUUUGAUGGAUUUCCUUGAUGUUAGAAGCAUAUAAUGACUAUUUGUUUGUCCUUACAAAGAUAAGAUAAUGGUCAUGUGAUAUACACAAUGUUGCUGACAGCUGUGUGGUUUUCACCAUCAUCACAUCAACAAGUGUCCAGCAAACUGUGCGAUAUACAAAGAAAUCAUGAUAAAAUUCAGAAAUUCCAGAGAAUUCUUAAGAACGGUCGAAAUGUAAGAUUGCAUGAUAUAAAGUUUUCUGUGAUGCACCUCUUGCCUUAUCCUUAUCUUGUAAUCAUCAUUUGUUUUGUCCUUAGUUUUGUAACAUGUGUAACUAGGCACACUUCCCAAGCUGUAAUUAUCCACUGGGAUUAAUAAAGUUGGUCAUUUGUCUUUCUGCAGAUGUAGCAAUAUUCUUUUAACUAUAAUGUAAUCUACAAAAAACUGGAUUUUCUUUUUCUUUUUCUUGAUCUGAUGCCCAGAAGAAGUUAGCGCACCAUCCCACGUUUGCUGUAAUUGUAAACAAGUAUGAUAUAAAUAUACAUAGGAAAACCAAGCAAUGCAUUACACACAAAGGGUUCCUGCCACCUGGGAUUUGAAAUAUCAAAUAACUGCCUCCUUUAGAUUCAUGCAUACAUUGCUGUAUUUCACUGCUAAAUUCUUUGAGCUCAUGCCUUUUCAAAACUCAGCGGGAUGUGCAUCGGUUGGCAGGAAAGGACUUUCACCUUGGUGUACUUUUACACUAUGGGAUGGUUGGGGGUUGGGGAGAAAGGAGGAAAACUGAAAACAACUCCCAACCCUGCGGACAGGUGUCACAUUCAGAGCGUAACGAGAUGAGAUCCGAACCCUGAGUUUCUCACUGAAGUGCUGACAAGCGAGUGUUUUGACCACUACACCACAGGCGCCCGAGGUAGCACUGAGGGGGACAAAGAGGAAGAUAACAUGAUUAGAUUGAUGUGUGGUACACUUGUUUCCAGCAUGAGUAAAUCUUUGAUGGCACACUUUGUUACCCUUUUGUGGAGCAAAAUAUUUUAUGGUGAGUUGAAGGUCUUUGUGUAGAUAUUUGUAUAUACAACACGGUUGUCCGACCACUAUGUGGUUGUUUCCCU